AGCGCCAGUCCCUGGUGCUUUUCUGGUAAUUUCCAGAACAUUUCCCCUCCCCCUUCAAUCUGGUAGUGGUGUAGGGGGAAGUGACGUCUUAAACCUUCAGAAACGAAGCCAGCUGGAGUUUCCGGAGCUUCAGAGGAGAAACGUUAUUACCAGUGCCGAAGAAAAGAGAGCAGGCAUCGGAACCGGAGGAGAACGACACCAGAACCGCACUCCACGGUGUUUCGUUUGUCAGGAGAUUCUUUGGCACUGAGGUAGACAGCAGAAGAUGAUGGACUACUACCAAACUCUUGGAGUACAAAGAAAUGCAACACAAGAAGACAUUAAAAAAUCAUACAGAAAGUUGGCACUGAAAUGGCACCCUGAUAAGAACCCGGACAACAAGGACGAUGCAGAGAGGAAAUUUAAAGAACUGUCGGAGGCAUAUGAAGUUCUAUCGGAUGCCAAUAAACGUGAUGUUUACGACAGGUAUGGUAAAGAAGGCUUGAUUGGAGGAGGCGGCGGAGGUGGAGGACACUAUAACAACGGCGGCUUCGGGUAUGGAUUUUCAUUCCGCAACCCAGAAGAUGUGUUCAGGGAAUUCUUUGGAGGAGGAGAUCCUUUUGCAGAUUUCUUUGAUGAUCCUUUUGAUGACUUCUUUGGAAACCGAAGAGGCAGUCGUGGUGUGAGCAGGAGCCGUGCAGGGGGCCCAUUCUUCCAUGGAUUCGGUGGCUUCCCUCCCUUCGGUGCAGGGUUUUCUGGGUUCGAUCCAGGCUUUACUUCAUUCGGGCAAAUGGGCGGCGGUGGAUUUGCGUCGUUUUCUUCCACUUCAUUUGGAGGAGGAGGAGGAGGUGUAGGCGGCAUGGGUAACUUCCGAUCUGUUUCGUCAUCCACCAAAAUAAUUAACGGCAGAAAAAUUACCACAAAAAGAAUCCUAGAGAAUGGCCAGGAGCGAGUCGAGGUUGAGGAAGAUGGGCAGUUAAGAUCUCUCACUAUAAAUGGUGUGACGGAUGAGGAUGCUUUGGCUGAUGAGCGCAGGCGUCGAGGACAGUAUUCCUUGCCAGCCCAGUCACCUCACACCCGGUACCUGAGAAAUGGCAAUCACAAUGACGAGGAAGAGGAGCGUGGCAUGCAGGCUGGCAGCCCCGGCUUAGCCAGAGGUGUGAGCCCUGACAUUGCUUUUACACCCGCAGAGGAAAGGCCCGCGGGCAGGAGCCUACACAGACACAUUGAUGGCAAGAGAAAGAAACUGAGGCAAAAGGAAGAGGCGAAGAAGAAAAAGACGUCGAGACUGACUCACCGGGCAGGAACUUCUUUUUAAAAAUGUAUAACUUUAGCAGCAGCACCCGUGUGAGUCUUUUAAAUAGAGAUUAAAGUUACUGCAUCUUCAUACAAGCCAUUGCUGGCCAGCUUUUUGCCUCUUUAAUGUCAUAACAUUAUUUAUGAAGUCACAACAUACUAUAUGUGUAAUCUCAUUAACUAUACAGUCUUACACAUUUUGCCAUUUUGCUGAUUUUUGGAAAUGUACUGAUUAGUCAAGCAAACCACUUAGACACGUGAUCCUAUUAGAGGGUGACUGCAUGUACAAUGUAAGGAUUGAAGACACCACACUGUUUUAGGUCUUGUUUGCCAAGGCUCAUUAGUGUGGGUCUGAAGUGACAGAAACCCCUUUCUGGGCUAAAAAGUAACAUGUGGGGGUUUAGUUUUUCCAUAAAAUGUAAACUUAAUUUAAAGAGUGUUGCAUACACAAGCAGAAUUACAUACAUACAUAAAAAUUGGACAGAAAAUGUGAAACAUAGUCAAACAUGUUUUGAGACUGUUCCUCCUGAAACUGUCAGGGCAGUUCUCUUGCCCACAGCAACAAAGAGAUAUAACUUUAUUAUAUUACAGACUACAUUGCAGGUGGUUCAUUUACAUUACAACAGUCUCAAAACAGUAUUUGCUUACACAUGCAUACAGUACAUAUAUUUAAACAUUCUAAAAACUGGGAAUUAAAAAGGUUGAAGCAGAACUGAAACAAAAUUGACACAACAUUAGUUUAGAGAUGUGCAAUGAAAUCCAACAUUGUUGCCCAAAUCGCUAUAUUAGCAUUACACAUUGUUAAUGACUAAUUCAUUGUGUCAUGCUGUACUGUGUGUAUCACAUGUUUUCUUUUUUAUAAGCGCUGAUAAUAUGAUCUCUUCUGUCUACAUCUACAAUGACUCUAUGUCUGUGCUGUUACGGUUUAUAAUGUCACCAGGACGUCUACAUUGAUUUGAAUACAGAUGGCUGUAUAGUACAUUAUUCUUUGUAUUAUCCCUCACUUGAUGGCUGUAGUGCUUGUGCUACAGAGGUUAUAUUAAAGCAAAGCAGUGGUUGUGGCAGGGAACUCACUUUAACCUGAAUCAAAUCAUAUACACAUCAAGCAUAUUUUAGAAGCUUCCAAUACCACAUCAAAUUGUCAAUCGAAUAGCUAGUAUCUUAUUUGUCCUUCGAUAAACAAUACGUCCAAUGAUCGACAAGGAAGGGAUAUACAUCUUACCUCAUUUCAUUACGUCCAUGCUGUGCCCCAGAGCAGCUAUCCUGCCACCUGCCCAUGGCUUCCCUACAGUCUCUCCACUUAUCUGUGAGCUAAUUUAUGGGCAGAGGUACCUCGAAAGGCGAGGCCAAUGUAGUGUGAAAGCAUACACAAUGUGGUCGUGUUGUCUAGUCGAAGCUUUACUAAAUAAUCUAUCGUAUGAGUUUCCUGACUGAAAUGAAGCAUAUUCCUCCUUCCGUGGACCACCCUUCUUACCUUCUGUUUUGUGUUAUUUUACAUCCCAAAAUAAGGACAUUCUUUACAAAUGUAAUUGUUCACAGGUUUGUGCAUGACCCUUUUCAGUAUCCACUAAGUAACACCUGGACUAAUAUCAUUCUGCCCUGUCAUAAUUAGCACUACUGUACAUUGUGUUACACCAAGUUUGUGAAGUCAGAUACGACAAGGACAAUAUAGAACAGUAUACAGACAGCUCAUACGUCAUGUAUUGUGCUUGACAAGUCCUGCGUGUCAGAUUUUUAAUAGAGGUUAGCCGCUGUGUACAAGUAUUUCACAGGUACGGUGGAGAGUGGCACACAUGUCCUGCUGUCAGUGAUUCCAAAGCUUCUCAAUGUAGACUUGACUGAUUGAAAAAUAAAGUUCAGUAGCACUUUACAUGGUGUCUCUAAUUACUGUGUAUUUACACAGUAGUUACUUAGCAAAUACAUGUGUGCUUACAAAUCAUUACAAUGUUAUUAUGCAUAGUUACAAUGUACUUAAGGUGUAAAUCAUUUUGUACGUUAUAUGUAAGUACACAAUUGUAUCAGAAUCGGGUUAGGUUUACGGUUAGGGUAAGGAUUAGGGAUAGGGGAGGGUUAUAUCGUGCAAAAUAGAUUACACAUUAAGAACAUUGUAACUAUGCAUAAUAACAUUGUACUUAUGUGCAAGUACACAUGUAUUGGAACUACUAUGUCAAUACACAGUAAUUACUGGACUGUGUUGUUUUCACCUGUGUCCAUCACACACCUGUUUCUACUGCCUCCGAUUAAGGAUUAUUACUGAUUCAUCUUCCCUGCCGUUGUGAGCGGCAGCGUGUGCACCAAUCGUGUAAUUGCAUUGGGAAAGGACACUGGCUCUGGGGUGUGUCUUUGUUGUUAUGUGUUGUGUUAUUUUAUUAGUUAGUUAGUUGUGUAUUUUAAAUGUUUAUAAAUCUUCAUUUGCUUUUACAUGUCUGCCGUGUCUUUCCAUCUGCCAUUUCUCUCUCUCCAGAUCCUUAGUUUUCUUUUUUCUUUUUUCUAUUUUAUUUUUCCUUCUUAUACAGUUAUCUGAUGCUCGGAUCAUAUUCCCUUCUGUAUACAGUGCCUAUUGAAAGUCUACACCCCCUUUUCACAUUUUGUUGUGUCAGUGCCUCAGAGUUUCAUGCAUUUAAAUGAGGAUUUUUUCCACUUAUCUACACACCAUACUCCACACAGUUAAGGGGAAAAAAGUUUUUAUUGAAAAAAAAUAUAUAUAUUAAAAAUACAGAUCAUAAUUGGAUAAGUCUUCACCCCCCUGAGUUAAUACUUGGUGGAAGCACCUUUGGCAGAAGUUACAGCUGUGUCUGUUGGGAUAGGUCUCUACCAACUUUUCACAGCUAGAUUUGGCAAUAUUUGACUAUUCUUCUUUACAAAACUGUUCAAGCUCUGUCAAGUUCCUUGAGGAGAGCUGAUGGACAGCAAUCUUCAAGUCAUGCCACAAAUUUUCGAUUGGAUUUAGGUCGGGGCUCUGACUGGGCCACUCAAGGACAUUUACCUUUUUGUUCCUUAGCCACUCCAGUGUAGCUUUGGCUGUUGGCUUUGGGUCGUUGUCAUGCUGAAAGGUGAACUUCCGUCCCAGUUUCAGCUUUCUUGCAGAGGGCAGCAGGUUUUCCUCAAGGACUUUGCUCCAUUCAUUUUCCCUUUUAUCCUGACAAAUGACCCAGUCCCUGCCGAUGAGAAACAUCCCCAUAACAUGAUGCUGCCACCACCAUGCAUCACAGUAGGGAUGGUGUUCUUUGGGUGAUGCGCUGUGUUGGGUUUGCGCCAAACAUAACGCUUUGCAUUUAGGCCAAAAAGUUCCAUUUUAGUUUCGUCAGACCACAAAAUGUUUUGCCACAUGGCCACAGAGUCUCCUGAGUGUUUUUUUUGCAUACUUCAAACGGCAUUCAAGGUGGGCUUUCUUGAGUAAUGGCUUCCUUCUUGCCACCCUAACAUACAGGCCAGAUUUCUGGAGUGCUUGGGAUAUUGUUGUCACAUGCACACUUUGACCAGUCUUGGCCAUAAAAGCCUGUAGCUCUUGCAAAGUUGCCAUUGGCCUCUUGGUAGCCUCUCUGAUCAGUCUCCUUCUUGCUCGGUCAUCCAGUUUGGAGGAAUGGCCUGAUCUAGGCAGGGUCUUGGUGGUGCCAUACACCUUCCACUUCUUAAUAAUUGUCUUGACCAUGCUCCAAGGGAUAUUCAAGGCCUUUGAUAUUUUUUAUACCCAUCCCCUGAUCUGUGCCUUUCAACAACUUUGUCCUUGAGUCUUUGAAUUGAAAUGCACUACCCAGCAGAGGGAACCUACAGGAACUGCUGAAUUUAUCCUGAAAUCAUGUGAAUCACUACAAUUUAACACAGGUGGAGGCCACUUAACUUGGUGUGUGAUUUUGAAGAUGAUUGGUUUCACCUGAGCUAAUUUAGGAUUGCUAUUACAAGGGGGGUGGACACUUAUCCAACCAAGCUAUUUCAGUUUUUAUUUUUAAUUAAUCUUCUACAAAUUUCUAGAAUAUCUUUUUCACUUGUAAGUUGUGGGGUAGGAUGUGCAAAUAAAUGAAAAAAAAAACUAUUUUAAUGCAUUUUAAUUCCAGGCUGUAAGGCAACAAAAGGUGAAAAUUUUGAAAGGGGGUAUAGACUUUCUAUAGGCACUGUAUGUUACUUUAUUUGUAUUAUUUUCUGUUUUUGUGUUUGUCCAGGGACUGCCAAUGAACUAUUUGUUUCAUUAACAAAUUUGCGAAAUUAACAAAAUUAACACAAAAAUAAACAAAUAAAAUAGAUAAAAACAAUGAUGUUUGUAAGUCAGGUUAAAAAGGAUAAUCAAUAAAAGUCCGUCUUUAAUCUUGACUUAAAAAAAUAAUUCUGAACACUUAUUUAGUUUUUCACACAUCCCGUAGUGUGUCUUGAAUAUUACCCAAUUAGUUUUGUAAAGUAGAAUACAUUAAAUAUGAAGACAAGAAACAAUAGCCUGGCUCCAGUGCUGUUCCAGUGUGCUGAUUUCUCCACAGACUCAAGAGGGUUUUAAUUGCACUCAGAAGAACUGUAUGGGAGGGUUGUCAGACACUUCAGGAAACAUUACUUCCUUGUUCCUUUCCUUCUUGCUUUUGCAUAUUUAUUAAUAUUUGCAUGCUUAACAGAUGCAUUGUUCUUGAGACACUGCGUUGGAAAUGCACAGCUUGGAACAAAAUGAGAACUUGCAGUGUCGAACAUGUGCCUCUGAUCGUUGUGGGUUUUUUUGUAACUUGAUAAACGAGUUGAUUGUAUUUUUGUUUGAGUGAAAUGUCUUUCUUGCUUAUAUCAGAGCAGCACGAAUACUGUCAUGCUGUAUUUUCCCAAUAAAUCUGUAAUUAAAA
Messenger RNA from Acipenser ruthenus (sterlet), 6089 nucleotides. RefSeq names its product dnaJ homolog subfamily B member 6-like. The coding region runs from base 266 to 1297 and encodes 343 amino acids. Gene Ontology annotation, molecular function: ATPase activator activity; Hsp70 protein binding. Gene Ontology annotation, biological process: positive regulation of proteasomal ubiquitin-dependent protein catabolic process; protein refolding. The record is from RefSeq and is a predicted model, not a curated record. NCBI's taxonomy places the organism in Eukaryota, Metazoa, Chordata, Actinopteri, Acipenseriformes, Acipenseridae. The transcript is spliced from 10 exons. Gene Ontology annotation, cellular component: endoplasmic reticulum membrane; cytosol.